Zeugodacus cucurbitae (melon fly) is the source of this 10856-nucleotide messenger RNA. It is a transcript of the gene Mp, whose product is annotated as collagen alpha-2(IX) chain. The record is from RefSeq and is a predicted model, not a curated record. Lineage: Eukaryota; Metazoa; Arthropoda; Insecta; Diptera; Tephritidae. The coding region runs from base 4062 to 7010 and encodes 982 amino acids. The transcript has 22 exons.
UUUUGGGAAAGUACGCAGGGCAGUAUAAUAAUUUAUAAUGUUUAUACCUUUCUAUAUUUUAAUAAUACAACGAAGUAUUUAUAACUGUAAGUCCCAUAAAUACUCAAAUAUAUAUUUUUUAUAAAAAAAAAAAAAAAAUUUCGGAUUUUUUAAUAAUUUUUUGUCUGAAUAAUUCCACAAAAUCGAUAAGAGAUUUUCUAUAUAAAAAAAUUAUGUCACUGUCUCUUUCCACACCAGAAUUUUGUUAAGUACAUAUUUCUCAAGCUUCUUAGUGAUUUUUUCUAUUAAACCUACAUUGUGCUACUCAUCAGACCCAGCAUAUUAGAUCAAUAAGAGAUCACUAUUGCAUACUUUUCAGCGUAAAGGGUAAAUACAUAUGAGUUCUGGGUGGGGCUGUUCCUUUUUAGAAAAAUUUUAUUUGAGAUUCUAAUAUAAAAGCGUUCUCAGGAUUAUAAUAAUAAAUCUGUCUGUAUAUAUUGAACUCAUCAAGAUUUCUGAUCCAAAUUUCCUUCCUCUUGAGAUGAAAUGCGAUCCAAUAAUUUUAAUCAAAUUUUUAAUUUCGGUCUCCUUUGUUUCUCUUUAAAAAUUUGAAUUAGAAUAUAAUUUAAUAAACGUUGUUUGGGUGGAAAGUUACAUCAUCUCCAAUAGCUUUUCACCAUCGCAGUUUCCGCCCUCACAAGCAAAUCUAUUUGCACAUAGCAACAGCAGCGACAAAACGAGCCUUAUAGGUUAAGAAAGGCAACUUACUUAGUUUCUUAGAAAAUAAGGUGGUAGCAAAUUGAGUGAGAGCGAAAGAGAGUACAAGAAGUAGAGACUGAGUGUGAAACAAACUUCAACACAUGGUGAGCAAGUAUAAGGGUUGUUACAAAGCGUGGUGAAGUACUUGUCAUAUAUAGAGCAUGUACUUUCACCACCACUCAGCAGACGCUAAGGGUUGCCAACGCCAGAUGGCGCUAAGUGCAUUAACCGCUAUUCUGAAGUAUUUGAGUAAAUUUCGCUUGAUUUUGCGAGUGAAAGUGUUGACUUAAGUUGUGUUGAAUACAAUUUCACUCUUCGUUCGGCGACCUAGGACACUCUUUUGGUGAUUGUCUAAAUAAUAUUUGCUGAAUUGCGCGCUGAAUGAGCGCAUUUUAAAUGCCGUUGCAUACAUUUAGGAGCAGAGAGCAUAUGAAUUCUUCAUAGAAGCAUACUUCCAGCUCAUUGGAGCACAUUUGCCAACUUGCUCACAAACAUUUUUAAGAGCUCUACGUUCAGCUCGGCGCUCGUUAAACACAUUAUAACCGAGCAACGCAUUCGGCCUGCAAGCGAACGCUUAUGUAUGUCUGUUGUAAGCGACUGUUUGAGACUUUACGGACACUCGGCAUUCGUUUCGCCAAUAUUGCUGAGCGCUCGUUUAAAUGCUAUUUGCUGAAGUGAGCUUACAAAAUGCGCGAGUGCAUGCCUUCGUGUGCAUGGUUGUGCGCACUCGUGCUCGGGUAUAUGUGUGCGAGUUCGCCCAUGUGUACAUGUGAGUUUUCUAAAAAGUUAUGUGCCUCAAGUGCGUUUACCUCAGUCGUGUUAGGUGCUGCAACCGGUUAAGAUGUGCUAAACGGGAGAUCAACGUGUCGUCAUUGUGCGUGUCAAGUUCGUUCGAGUGUUGCGUUGCGAUUCGCCUGCUAUACACACACCUAGUCACAUAGGCUAUUGUGUUGCGCGACCGUUACAAAGAUUUGUUGUACUGGCUUUUUGUUGGGCUGCUGUUUUUCUUUCCACCUUUGCAUGUAUGUGUGCAUAUGUGUUACACAGCGGCGCUUAGUGGCAAUGGCAAAGUCGAAAUAUUAUCAUCAUUGUAGUGCUGUUGCUGUUCGAAGUGUGUGUGUGUGCUCUAGCGUGCCUGUAUGUGUGCGCUGUGCAAUAUUCUGUUGCUGCUGAAGGCACUUAGUUGUUGCUGAAGUGUUUGACAAGUGGCUGCUGUGUGUUCUACAAAAUAUUAUAAUUAUGUUUGUUGUUGCGUAGCAAAAAAGAGCAGGAGAAGAAGAAAAAGGAAGGAAAAAAAUAUCAAAAAAUCAUUUCAAAAAAAUAAUUAUUGUUGUUGUUCUCUGUGCUAUGCACAUAUGUGUGGUUGCUUAAAUAUUUAAGUGGAUUUUUAUUGACUUCCUGACACACGCACACACACACUGAACGCGCGCACGCAACGUUUACUACAGCUGCCACACACAAACACACGCACUUGUGGAAGUACACACGCGCGCGUCCAGUGCUUUCAAAGUACCAUAUCAAAAGCCAACAGUUCAUACACAUACUAACGCGCAUGAAAAAUCGCUUCGAAAAAUAGAAAAAAAAAAAUUGUAUAAAUUUUCCGGAAAAAGUUUUAAAUUUACGCGCAAAGUUCGGCGUUGCAGCAUUUAAGCGUAAACGUUUGUGCAAACCGGUCGAUUAAGUACAUAGUACAAGAAAAACGCGCGCGGUCGCUUCAUGAACUAAGUUCAACGCGCGUUUCAGUAGCUGUAGUAUAAGACAAAUAAAUGUGUGGCGGCGAAAAACGUGAAACGUGAAAGCAAUCGAAACGGCGCUUGAAACGUAGGUCGCGAACGUGUGUAAUUAAGUAAUCGAAAUGAGUUUAAAAAUCAUUGCGCUGGAAAAUUAACGACAGCAAACAGACACAUUGGCUGCCACCUGCCUGCCUGGCAGACGGCGCGACUGUGCAACCAACUGCCGGCUAACAGCGCUCAACACUGCGCUCAUAUUCAAUGUUAAAUGUGCGGGUAUGAAGUCAAAAGAAUCAAAUAUUUUCCAUUUUACCGCUAAAAAAUUGUAUAGCCCAGCCGCCAGUCAGCGGUGCUUAAGUGAGCGAGCGAGCGGCAACUGAGUAAGCGCAAUUAAGUUACACGUGCUUCAACACACACAUACAUAUUUAUCGGCAAUAAUAGCGUAUAAGCGCGGCAUUAAUUACAAUAAAUACACAAUACUUGUAAUAGCUGAGGCGCUGCAAAAUCGAAGCGUUUCAAUUCACGCGCGCAAUUACUUAUAAAUAACAUACAGUGCCGUGCAAUUUUCAAUAAUUAAUUGAGCAUUAAAGCGGUAAAAUACUCACAAAUGUCAAUGCCGCUUCAAAAUGCAAUUGCAAAAACAAAUAUAAUAACAACAACAAAUUAUUAAUAACAACACCAACAUAAGCGCUUGUGUGGCAUGAAGUAUGCUUGUUAAAUUAUGCAUUUGAGUGACGAAGGUGCCGCAUUAAUGUCCAAAGCAACAACAACACUAACAACAACUGCAUUUCAAUGUGUGCAGUAAGCGUCGUAGUAGCUGUGGAGCGCAUUUUACAAGCAUGUGCAUAUAAAUAUUAAGCCUGUAUGCCUGUAUAAAAUCAUAACUCAUAGCAACCCAUAUCAAUUACGAAAACGAACCCAAAUAACAUAUCAAAUCACCAAUAAGUCUGUUAUUAAAAAUAAUUAACACAAGCAAUGCUUAUAAACAUAUCGCAUGAGGCCACUGAUAGAUAUAAAAAAAUAUCAAAAAAAGCACUUUAAUUGCAUAUCUGAGAAACAAAAGCAAAUUAAAGCAACACACGAAUUUUAAACAAAAAAAUAGUGGCAAAUAAAAUAUAAUUACAAGGAGAAAAUAAAAUAAAUUAAAAUCCGCGAUAGCAAAGAGAAAUACAAGUGUCUAGUGCAAGCAAAAGUUAUCAAUUAUCAUUGAAAUUUCCAAAAUAAUUAAGCCAACGAAAUGCAUAGUGUUCAUUAAAAGCUCCAAAAGCGCAAAAAGUUGAAAAGUGCGCGCAAAGUUUACGCGCAUUAUACGAAAAUUCCCGCGAAAAUCCAUUCAUUAGUGCAAUUUAGUUUAAUUAAAUAAGCAAAUCCGCAGCAAAUUAUACAAGCAUAAAUAAAAGUUAGCGAAAAUUUUGAAAAGAAAAAAAUUUAGCAAAAAUAAAUAAAUUAAAAGAAAAGAAAAUUGUUAGCAAAAUAUUUGGCAAUCCAAUUAAAAAUUUCCAAAUUUCUGUGCUAACAAAAGUGCUGUUUUUGUUACUACAUUGUGCUUAAGCGUAAUAGUCGAAAAAAAAUAAAAUAAAAGAACGUAACAAAAUGGCGAUGGUUAUAUCGACGCGCGCGAAAUUGCUAAUAACCGCGUUAAUAUUAUUCUUUUGCCUCGGCAUUGUGCUCGUGACGGGCUCGACAAAAGGCUGGUUUAUACCAAAUCGCUAUAACGGCGAGCGUGUUGCUGCUAGGAUACAGGACGACAGCUAUAAUGAAAUUUUAGACGAUGAAGGCGGCUCCGGUUUUUUGGGAAGUGCGAGCGAAGACUACGAUAUAUUAGAUGAGUCUUUUUGGAAUGCGACGGACGAAACCGGUGGAUUUCCAUCACAAACAUCGCCUCCUUAUCCGCUCGAAAGACCCUAUCGCACGGGUAAAGGUGAAAAAGGUGAACGUGGCCCUAAAGGUCCACCCGGUGAUAGCAUACGUGGUCCACCGGGACCACCGGGGCCGCCAGGCCCUAAAGGUGAAUCGGCAACUUUUCCGCCCUUCGUUGAUUUUCCCACCGGCGCCGAUGCGAAAUACACUGGCAAAUGUACGUGCAACGCGUCUGAUAUCCUAGAAGCAAUCAAAGAUAAUGAAAUAUUACGUGAAACAAUACGCGGCCCACCCGGACUGCCGGGUAAGGAGGGCAAGACUGGUGCGCCUGGACUCACGGGUGCUACAGGGAAACCAGGUGAACGCGGUGCCCCCGGUCCCAAAGGUGACCGCGGCGAUAGGGGCGAUCCUGGCUCCCGUGGACCCGAGGGUCUGCAAGGUCAUAAAGGUGAGCCGGGCGUCGACGGCAUGCCCGGCAUGCUGGGUCCACCCGGACCGCCGGGACCGCCUGGCUUGCCCGAGAGUUACGAUGAAUCCUUAAUGGGCAAUUCAAUGCGUCCGAUGCGCAGCUCUUCACCGGGACCCAAGGGUCCACCCGGUGAUAAAGGUGAUGCCGGCGCAGCGGGCGAGCGUGGUCAACAGGGUCAAAAAGGUGAACGUGGUGAUCCAGGAAUGACGGGCGAAAAAGGUGAUAGGGGCCACCCGGGCGCACAUGGCGGUAAUGGACAAAAAGGCGAGCCCGGCCAACCAGGUGUACCAGGCAUGGCGGGAGCACCCGGUGCCCCCGGUCUGAAGGGAGAUCGCGGUCUACCCGGUGAAUUGGGUCCCAUCGGACCACCCGGUCCACCUGGUGAAGUUAUUUAUGCAGACAAUUCAUUGAACGGCACAUCGAGCAGCAGCGCGGCGGGCGGACAAUGUCAAUGUCCCGCGGGUCCACCCGGACCGCCGGGUACACGCGGUCCGCAAGGCUAUGAAGGGCCACCCGGUUUGAACGGCGAGCCUGGUCCAGCUGGGUCGAACGGUUUGACCGGCCUGCCUGGCUCCAAAGGUGAGAAGGGCGAAAAAGGUGUGCGCGGACUGAGCGGCCCGAAAGGCGAUCGCGGUCCCGAAGGACCGCCAGGGCAGGCCUUUUUCGCUGGCGGUUACGAAGGCAUGGCUAUGAAUGGCACCAAGGGUGAGAAGGGAGAGAAGGGUAUGCGCGGACGACGCGGCAAACCGGGCCAAGCUGGACCGAUCGGACCGCCGGGCAAACCUGGUCCAAUGGGCGAUAUUGGACAUUCGGGUCGACCUGGAUUACCCGGUCCCAAAGGAGAUUCAGGUACCAAAGGACAGAAAGGCGAAAAUGGCGGACGAGAGGGACCCAAAGGCGAUAAGGGUGAUCGCGGUCAGGAUGGACGUGAUGGCCUGCCAGGACCACCUGGCUUGCCAGCAGCCGCCGGCGAGGGUGUACAAUAUAUACCGAUGCCUGGUCCGCCCGGACCACCAGGCGCACCGGGACAACCCGGCAUGCCCGGUUUAACGAUAACCGGACCGAAAGGUGAGCCCGGCAUGGAUUCGCGCAGUUUCUACGGUGAUGCGUCUUACUAUGGACGACCGGCGAGUGGACGCUCCUCUCUCGAUGAAAUCAAAGCUUUGCGUGAACUACAAGACUUGAGAGAUCGUCCAGACAGCACAUCUGGCCCGCCAGGUCCUCCUGGUCCACCAGGCCCACCCAGCCAUUCGCGUCAUGACGAUGAAGAGACACCAUAUUUCUCAGCUUCUUCCUGGAAUAUGCGCAUCGUACCCGGUGCGGUGACGUUCCCAAAUAUCGAUGAAAUGACAAAGAAAUCAGCAAUGAAUCCGCCAGGCACAUUGGCCUACAUCACGGAGGAGGAAGCGCUGCUGGUGCGCGUCAACAAGGGCUGGCAAUAUAUUGCGCUUGGCACUUUGGUGCCCAUUGCCACACCCGCCCCACCGACUACAGUGGCACCGCCGGUGCGCGUUGAUAUACAAUCAUCGAAUCUGCUCAAUAAUCUGCCGCCGCUCUUAAAUACGCCAACGUUUACAACGGCGCCAGAGUAUGAAACGUGGUAUCCACGCAUGCUACGCGUUGCGGCGCUCAACGAGCCAUAUGUCGGCGAUCUGCAGGGCAUACGCGGCGCUGAUUUCGCCUGCUAUCGUCAGGGACGCAGAGCCGGUUUGCUGGGCACCUUCAAAGCCUUCCUGUCAUCCAGAGUGCAAAAUCUUGACUCGAUUGUACGUGUCGCAGACCGCGAUCUACCGGUAGUGAAUACACGAGGUGACGUGCUCUUCAACUCGUGGAAGGGCAUCUUCAAUGGCCAAGGUGGCUUCUUCUCGCAAGCGCCGCGUAUCUACAGUUUUAGCGGCAAAAAUGUGCUAACGGAACCAUUGUGGCCACAAAAGCACGUUUGGCACGGUUCACUACCCAACGGUGAGCGUUCGAUUGACACAUAUUGUGAUGCUUGGCACUCGAGUUCCAUCGAUAAAUUCGGUUAUGCAAGCAAUUUGCUGGGGAACAAACUGCUCGACCAGGAGCGACAAACUUGCGAUAGCAAAUUAAUUGUGCUCUGCGUGGAGGCGUUGUCGCAGGAUAGAAGGCGAAAACGCGAUCUCAGCGACAGCGAACCCGAGUUCCAUACGGCGGAGGCAUACGCGCGUCAUCUGCAAGAAGUGCUAACUUGAAAAAUUGACUCACGCACACAUACGCCAAGGAAGCGUGCCAGAAAAGCGCAUCGGCUGCGGCGACAACAUUUACAUCAUCACCAACAUAACCAGUGAAAUUGAAGCAAAAUUCGCGAGCAACAAAAUUUUUAAUUUUUUAAAUUGUAAAGAACAAAAGCCAAAUCACAAACUACUUACAUGCGAGUGAAUGAUUUAUUUUUAUUACAACAACAUUGCGAAAAGCAUUUCAUCUAAUUAAUAAGUAAUUGAACAAAUUUCGUUUCUGUUACAAACAGUUUGUGAAAAUUUCCACCAUAUUUAUAGUUGAUUGGUACUACUAGCGACUAAUUGCACACAUACAAACAUACAAACAUACUUACAUAUAAACUGAAGCCCAUCUAUGUGUGUGAGUUUACUUCAUUGCAUGUACUAUAGACACAUACCAACGUAUUCAUGUAGUUACAUUCAUACAUACAUACUCGUACAUACGCGUAUUUAAAACUUCAUACUGCUUCACUUUUUCUGUGUAACUACGCUAGCCAAGUAAGUGUAAACGAAAACUGUAAUUGUAAUUGUAAUUUUCAAAUCAUAGAUUUUUAAUGUCUCUUAAUGCAUACAAACACACACACAUGCAUACAUACGUAGACUACAUAGUAUGUAUGUAACUGUAAAUAUUUCAAUAGUUUUUAUUAUUUUGUAUUUAUAGAAAUCCAGUAAUAUUAUUAUAGCAAUUUAAGAAAAAUAGUCAUACAUAUAUGAAUUAUGUAAUGCAGUGUAAACGAGCAGUGCAGUGAAAAUAGCAGACUAGCAGGAAAAUGUAGAAAAGUCAAGAAAUGCGAUAUGAACACACAGAGAGUCAUAAACAAAUAGAAAAUGAAAAAUUUUGGCAAAAAAAAAAAUCAAUUUCCAAAUUUUAUUUAUUUUCUGAGCGCACUGAACUGUUUUCUUAUUAUUUUAUAAAUUCACAGAUUUUAUCAAUCAUUAUUAAUUUUUAAAAUUUUUCUUUAUCUUAGUUAUUUAAAUAAUUCUCUUUGUAUUAAUAACUAUGUAUUAUUGUAGUAAUUAAAAAUAAUAAUAAGAACAAAAUUAUUUAAAAAAAUAUAUUUUAAAAAUAUAAAAAAAAAUUUAACUAACAAAAUUUUAAAUUUUCCUGAAUUUAAUAAUAAAAAAAAUUUAUUUAGUAAAAUAAUUGUUAGAAUUUUUGUAAAAAAAAAAACAAUUAAAAUUUUCAACAAAAAUAUUAGGUCUACAACUUUGCUUCCGCCGUUUUGCAAUGAUGUCUCUAGGGUCAAGCACUGGUCGAUUAAAUCAUUUGUGUCAACAUUAACCCAACAAAAUAUUUGUAAAGAUCUGUUUGCUUCCCAAACAUAUUCUGAACUGAAAAUGUUACUUUCUGAGCCGAAUUCGCGACAUUUGCGGGAAAUUUUGCUUUUCUUUUUUAAUUUCAAGAAAAGUGCGGCUGAGGCUCAUCGACAUUUGUAACAUCGACAUUUGUUUAAUACAAAAAAAAACUUGAAUUUACAAAAAAACGGCGGAAGCAAAGUUGCCGACCUAUAAUUUUUUCAUUAUUAAAGUUACAUUUGAUUGAACAAUAACAAAAUAAUUAUUUAAAAAAAUAUAUAUUUUAAAUAAACUAAAAAAUUUAAACUUUUCGUAAAUUUAUUAAUUAAAAAAUAUAAAUUUGUAGCAUUUUGUGAAAAAAAAAAAUAUUACAAUUUUUGUAAACCAAGAAAAAUUAAAUAUUAAUAUUUAAAUAUUUAAUUUUAUAAAUUUUAUGAAUUAAAAAAAAUAUUUAGCAUUUUGUCAAAAAUUAUUAGAAUCCAUUAAACCCUAUUUUUCCAAAACAAAUUUUUUUUUUUUUUUCAUUAAAAAAUUUAUACACAUUUAUUUUAAUUCAGAAAUAUAAUACUCUUUCUCACUUUUUAACGCUAUAAUGCAUGAAAUCGGCACCGGUUGCUUCAUUUGUUAUAUUUGCUAAAAAAAUUACAAAAUUCAAAAUUAAUACUCAAAACCAAAAAUAAUGUUUUCAAAUAAAUUUUACUUUUUUUUGAAUAUUUUAAUUAAUAGUUUAACACCUACAAGCACAGUAAAAACUUAAAAAAUAAAUAUUUGACAUUUCUUUGCGCUAAACAACAGCAUUUUUUUUUUAAUAUUUUUUUUUAUUUAAAAAAAUAUUUUUAUUUUAUUUCACACGCUGUUUCAAAAUAUACAACAAAUUAAAAAAGUUGUAAAUGUAAAUAUGACACGAAUUGCCAAGCAGCAAAAUAUAAUACAAAUAAUAACAAAUGCAAAUAUAGCCGUUUAUUUAAAAAUUUGUCAACGUAUAUUUUGCAUUAAUUCGGUAAGCAAUUCGAAACAAAUACAAAAAAAAAUAUUUUCAAUCAAAUGGUUUUUGUAACAUUUCAUAUUGAGUAAAGAAUAUUUUUUACUGUGUCCUUUUGCCAAAUAUGAAAUAACUCAAUUAAAACGCAACUACAUUUGUUGCAAUAUAAAAAAAAAAAACAAAAAACAACAACAUAGACAACUUUUUCAUACACUCAUACACACAGACACUACAACUUCCGCGUCAACAUAACAUAUCGCAAAUUACAUUAUCAAAAAUUGAAAACAAAUACAAUAAUUUUAACAAAAAUAAUAUUUAUAUUUUCCCAAAGCAAGCUGACAUACACAAAUACACAGACUCACAGUCACACAAAAACACACACAACAACAAAUAGGUAUAACAGCAAUUUUGUGUAGCAAUUAAAAGAUAUAGCGAAAACAUGUGAAAAAACAACAACCACAACAAAAACUAUGUAAACCAACCAAUAAAACUCCAGCGAGUUUCAAAUGCAUACAAAUGUAUAUGUAUGUAUGUAAAGGAAAUUUUUUAUACGUGAAUUUUUAAAAAUAAGUUUUGUAGCAUUAAUACCAAUUAUAAUGAUAUUAACAACACAACACGUAGCACUACUUAUGUAGCAUAAAUAUGUAUAACUCAAAUAAACAAAAGCGUAUUCAUAAAUAUACUAUAUAUAAUAUACAUAUAUGUAUGUAAGUAAUUUGGUAACUGUAAUUAUGAGAGCAAAAACAAAAACAACUGAAAUUGAAAAUAAAAAAUAAAAAAAUGUGCAGUGUCUGUUAUUACAUAAUAAUACUAUUAAAAAUUUAAUAAAUUAAUAUAAUUAACGAUUCAAAAGUCGAUUAAAAUGUGACUUUGCGCGAAGGCAAUGCUUAGUUAGUAAACAUUUGCAUUUAAUUAUGGCAUUUUCGUUUUUGUAACUAAAUGAAUGAAAGCCGAAAUAUUAGAGAUUAUUACAUAAAAAAUAAAAACAAAAACAAAAGCAGAGCAAACAUUAGCAAUAAAACAAUAAUUGAAGCAAACAGAAAACAAAAAACAAAAAAAAAAAAAAAUUAUAUAAGUAUGUAUAAUUAAAGCUAAACUAACUAAUGUAAGCGUAAAGUGAAUGAAAUGAAUUUUACAUUUAAUAGUCACAAUAAUAAAAAACAAAAACACAAACAAAAAACUGCAAACGAAGAAAUUGUAUUUUGAAGCAAAAGAGCAAAAAAAAAGAUUAAAUUCAAAUGAAAAGCAAAAAAUUUCGAAUUUCACAUUCAAAACGAAACACAAUAAUAUCAUGAUUACGUGUGCAAAAUGUACUACAUUAACGGUAAAUUGUAAAUGAAACUCCCCACAACACUUACACAUAUACAUAUACACAACUACAUACACACAAACACAUACAGAAACACAGUGAAACACACACGAAGAAUCAUAUCGAAGUGAAUGUCGUUAAACCAAAUUCUAGUCCUAAGCCAGAAAUGCAGCGAUAUUAAAGUUAAUAAAAAAUGAAAAAGAAAUGUAUGCAAAACAACAGAAAAAACUUUAAA